AUGCCGCCAAAUAAAAUAGUGUACACAGUUGCUAAACGUAUGGACGGAUUUCAGUUAUAUGUGACCAACACAUCGAAUAUUCCGCCUGAUGGUUAUCUCUGUUAUGCAGAUCCUGAACCUAAGGGAUUUCUAAAAUUCCCAAACAUCACUCAGACAAUACCAUGUAAUCAACUAGGAAAAUAUGUCGUUUAUUACGAUGGAAAAGGUUCAGAUGAAGGCAAUCGCAUCCCAGGACCCAUUGUUGAAUUGUGUUACGUUGCCAUCCAAGGUUGUGCAAUGAGUUAUUGGGGAAUCAAAUGCGACAAAUAUUGUCCCGAAAAUUGUCUAGGGCAACAUUGCUUCAUUGAAACUGGUUCCUGUGUUUGGGGAUGUAAUGCCGAAAACUGUUUUGGCAAUAAUUGCAAUAGAGACACAUCAAUUUGUACCGAUGGUUGUAAAAAAAACCGAACUGGACUUUACUGUAACAAGUAUAAUAUGGCGUCUGAUAGUUUAGUCUCACAAUAUCCAAAUGGUAGUGAACCUGCGAAUAAAGCAACUGAUGGAUAUAAGAUAUCAUGUUCAAGAACACAGGGACAUAAUGUAAAAUUUCAGGUUGACCUAAAAAAAGAAAGCAUUGUGACAGGAAUUUAUAUAACAUUAGGUGAAUUGACUACAAAGAAUGGUAUGUAUAGUGUUUAUGCUUCAAAUACAAGCAUCUGGACAGAUGGAAUUGUGUUAUAUAACGGAAAUGUUUUGCCUAAAGAAAUCCAUUUCAAUGAAGUUUUCAGAUAUUUGACUUAUUUACCUACAAUCAAAGGUUUAUCAUUUGACCUUGAAGUAUGCGAAAUUGGGAUUAUUGGUUGUCCUCCUUCACAGUAUGGUCCGGUUUGUGAUCAAAAGUGCCCAGAAAAUUGCCACGGUCCAUGUGACCUUGAAACUGGGCUUUGCAUAUUUGGUUGUUUAAAUGGAUGGACUGGUGAUGAGUGUAAAAACGCAUGCAAAUCGGGUAAAUACGGUAGAGACUGUCAACAGGCAUGUUCAACAAACUGUUUAAGUCAAACAUGUAAUCGCGUGAAUGGAGAAUGCAUUGGUGGAUGUAAUGACGGAUGGCAAGGAUUCAAUUGUUCACAAAAAUGUCCCAACAGUCAAUUUGGGAGAAAUUGUUCAGAAUUGUGUGAGGGAUGUAUAUCAAGCUUAUGUGAUCAUGUUAAUGGGUUGUGCGAUGACAAAACUGUCUCCUGUGAAGAAUGGUAUUUUGGUAAUAAUUGUUCGAUGCAAUGUAACUGUCUAGACCUACCAUGCAACACAGUUGAUGGACUUUGUCCACCUGAAGGUUGUAAGGAAGGAUGGCAUGGGAAAUCAUGCGAUCAAGCAUGUGAUGACUGGUAUUUUGGUAACAACUGUACAAGGAAGUGUAAUUGUUUGACUGGACCAUGCAACCCGUUAACAGGAAAAUGUCCACCCGGCGGCUGUGAAAAGGAAUGGCAUGGUGAAUCAUGUGAUAAAGUUGGAUCUGAGUCACUGAAAGAAGAACCUACAAACGCCGCUGCUAUAAGUGGAACUGUUGCUGCUAUUAUAAUUGUUGUUCUCAUAUUGGUGGCGGCAUUUAUCGUUUAUAAGCGAAGAUCAAUAUCAACGAAAGGCAUAUUUAUACACUGGACAAAAUCAAAUGAUAAGAUAAUUUUGGAUACGAAAAAGAAUGUUAAUUCUGGAAAGGGAUACGCUAAUGUAAAUGUAGCUACAGUGGCCGAUAGAGCAGAGAUAACAUUAUCAACCACAGAACGUGAAGAUACUAAAUUACAAUUAUCUGAAAACGAAGAUCGUAACGUGUAUAAUAAUGUACCCAGUGAACUCAAUGUUUUCAAAUACAAAAUACUUAUCAGGGAUCUGAAGGAGGCUAUAAACGAGAAACAGAAAAACGAUGGUUUCAAUAAAGAAUAUGAGGUUUUACCAAAAGGACUUGCUUAUGCGCACGUGGAAGGCUCAAAAGCAGAGAAUAAAGAAAAAAAUCGUUUCCUUACAACAUGGCCUUAUGAUCAUUCGAGGGUUAUUUUGAAGGGAGACACGAAACAUGGUUACAUUAAUGCUAGUUAUAUUGAUAACUAUGAAAAGGAAAAAGCAUAUAUAGCAUCACAAGGUCCUAAAAAGAAAACAUUGAGAGAUUUCUGGCAUAUGGUAUGGCAAGAAAAUGUUGGGAAAAUAGUGAUGGUAACACAACUACUAGAAAAUAAAAAGAUAAAAUGUGAAAGAUAUUGGCCUGAAACAGUUAAUGAACCAUUGGUAGUAAACAACUAUAUAGUCACAAUGAAGGAAGAAAGAGAACAUACAGUUUAUGUUUAUAGAUUGCUCACAGUAUCGAACAAAACGUUAUUGAGGGAGCAAGAAAGAGAAAUUCACCAUUUUCAUUUUACUGAGUGGCCAGACCAUGGUGUUCCAGACAGCAUAAAAGUUGUAAACUUUUACAGGAAAGUCAAAAGUAGAACAUGUUGUCAACAUGGGCCAAUGGUUGUACACUGCAGCGCUGGAAUUGGACGGACAGGGACUUUUAUAGCCAUAGAUGCCUUAUAUGAAAAUGGAAAAAAAGUUAGUCAUAUAAAUGUUAUGGAAUGUAUACAGAUGAUGAGAAAAGACAGAAUGAAUAUGGUUCAAACAUAUGAACAAUAUGAGGCAAUCUUUGAAGCUUUGUUAGAGUUGUUUACAGUACCAGAUACAUCUAUUCCAAAGAAAGAGUUCUGUCAAUUUAUUUCAGAUGAAGAACAGAAGAAAUUACCACAAAAUCAAAAUCUUUAUAAACUAGAAUUUCAGAGAUUGGAAACCCUAAGACCUGUGUAUCCUCCAUCAGCAUUUUCUGCUGCUACAUCAAAAGAAAAUAUUUCUAAAAAUUCGACAAAGAAAAUAUUUCCUCACAACAGGUAUAGACCGUAUACAAUUUCAUAUUCAAGAACGCGUAAUGAUUACAUCAAUGCAGUGAUUAUACCCGGAUAUACAUAUGGCAGUAAGAUUUUAGUAACUCAAUGUCCUCUUGAAGAAACUGUUGUUGAUUUCUGGACCAUGGUAUAUGACCAUCACUCUCCUAUUGUUGUCGUGUUGGACCAGUUGAACACGAAUGCUCCGUUGUGUUUAGGACGACAGGAAGUGCUGGAGUUUAAAGAUUUAACUAUUGUGCAAGACAACUCACCCAAUCCAGAGGAGCUCAAGCUUACGUUGAGCCAUAGGGAAAAGGAUCCGGUGACAAUAACUGUUUUUACCACGAGUAAAGUAAACAAUGAUGCAAUGCUACCAUCAAACAUUUUACUUGGCUUGUUGAAAAAAGUAAUAGAGUGCUGGAAAAUACAGAAAGGUCCGAUUACUGUUGUAUGUAGUGAUGGUUGCAGUAAAAGCGGGGUAUUUAUUGCACUAAAACUUAUCUUGGAAAAAAUGGAGAUAGACGAUGAAAUUGAUGUUUUCCAAGUUGUUAGAACAAUGCAAGUUAGACGACCUGAAUUUUUCACAGACUUUGACCAGUAUGAAUAUUGCUACAGGUGUAUCAAAGAGUAUUUAGAAAACGACUCGGUGUAUGCAAAUCUAUAGUGGUACCAGACUCCGCGGUCAUAGAAGUAUUUGUGACGAACAAAUGAGAAUGGCUAUAACAUAGUGUUAUUGGAACAUUUCAACUGUUAUGCUAUUGAUAAAUUGGUCAUUAAUUAUUAACCAUUACUAUAGCUUCCAUACGUAUAUUGAUGCAUAGAAACAGUUAUCAUG
Messenger RNA from Mytilus trossulus (common blue mussel), 3720 nucleotides. RefSeq names its product receptor-type tyrosine-protein phosphatase T-like. Lineage: Eukaryota; Metazoa; Mollusca; Bivalvia; Mytilida; Mytilidae. The coding region runs from base 1 to 3549 and encodes 1182 amino acids. The record is from RefSeq and is a predicted model, not a curated record. Gene Ontology annotation, molecular function: protein tyrosine phosphatase activity. The transcript has 28 exons. Gene Ontology annotation, biological process: protein dephosphorylation.